Messenger RNA from Brassica oleracea var. oleracea, 1337 nucleotides. Its product is annotated as probable pectate lyase 16. NCBI's taxonomy places the organism in Eukaryota, Viridiplantae, Streptophyta, Magnoliopsida, Brassicales, Brassicaceae. The transcript has 4 exons. Gene Ontology annotation, molecular function: pectate lyase activity. The record is from RefSeq and is a predicted model, not a curated record. The coding region runs from base 15 to 1196 and encodes 393 amino acids.
CCCCCUACCAGACCAUGACUCCUUUCUUCAUUUUGUGUCUCUCCGUGACACUAUUCUUAUGUCAGUCCUUGGUUGGAGCCAUUAACAACGGCUAUUACGGGUAUAACCCGGUGGCCAGCUACCUACCCGAGAAACCUCAGAACAUCAUGAAUCCGGUGGACUCGUGUUGGCGGCUCAAGUCUGACUGGACGGCCAAUCGCAAAGAUUUAGCCGAUUGUGCCGUUGGAUUUGGUUCAUCAGCCUUGGGCGGCAAGAAAGGUAGUAUAUAUGUUGUCACCAACCCUAAUGAUAAUGCAGCGAACCCUCAACCCGGUUCUCUGCGAUACGGUGUGAUCCAAGACAAGCCGCUGUGGAUCACUUUCGCUAAGGAUAUGGUCUUAACCUUAGAGAACGAGCUCAUGGUCAAUAGCUACAAGACCAUCGAUGGGAGAGGGGCAAAAGUGGAAAUUGCGUACGGACCUUGUAUUACGAUACAAGAAGUGACGAACGUAAUUGUGCACGGUAUCAGGAUCCACGACUGCAAACCGGGCAAGUACGGAAUGGUGAGGAGUAGCACAACGCACGUAGGUCACCGGAAAGGAUCGGACGGUGAUGCGAUCGCGAUUUCCGGUUCGUCUAAUAUUUGGAUCGACCAUUGUUACCUAGCGAGCUGUACUGACGGUCUCAUCGAUGUGAUCCAUGCUUCCACGGGAAUCACCAUUUCCAACAACUAUUUUACUCAGCAUGAUAAAGUGAUGUUGCUUGGACACAACGAUGAUUUCGUGCAAGAUGUGAAAAUGAAAGUGACCGUUGCAUUCAAUCAUUUUGGACCAGGACUUGUGGAGAGAAUGCCAAGGGUACGACGAGGGUACGCUCACGUGGCAAACAAUAGAUACGAUAAAUGGAUAAUGUAUGCAAUUGGUGGUAGCGCCGAUCCAACCAUUUUCAGUGAAGGCAACUAUUUCAUUGCUUCUGAUAAUUCUAACAGCAAAGAGGUGACAAAGAGAGAAGUUAAAGGAGGGUGGAACAAUUGGAGAUGGAGAACUUCAAAAGACGUUUUCAAGAACGGCGCUUACUUCGUUCCUUCUGGUUACGGCAGCGUUGCGCUUCCAUAUAGUUCUGCUCAGCGAUUCCCAGUCGCUCCAGGGAACUUGGUUCCUUCUCUAACCGCAGACGCUGGCCCUCUUAACUGCUACCGCAACCGCCCAUGUUAUUAGUAUUGAAGAGCUAAGCGUAAAUGCAAUGGAAAAUGUCACAUGUGUGUAUGGAAAAUGUCACAUGUGUGUGUAUACAUACUCUUUUCGAUGUAUCUUAUUUUUGGUAUAUCCCGUUAUUAUCUUAGUUUAUAUACCGUUUAA